Micromonas pusilla CCMP1545 is the source of this 642-nucleotide messenger RNA. It is a transcript of the gene RSP2, whose product is annotated as flagellar radial spoke protein. The record is from RefSeq and is a predicted model, not a curated record. NCBI's taxonomy places the organism in Eukaryota, Viridiplantae, Chlorophyta, Mamiellophyceae, Mamiellales, Mamiellaceae. Bases 1 to 642 code for a protein of 213 amino acids. The transcript is spliced from 2 exons.
AUGGAGGGCGGGAUGUUCCACCACGUCAACAACUGCGCGCAGAACCAGAACCACGCGACGCGCGUCUACGACGGCCAGGCCCUGCGAGAGCGCCAUCCCGAUCGCAGCGACCCCUUCCCUCCGGGCGUCGUCGAGGAUGAGAUCUCGAUCGCGUUCGGCCGACGGCACGUCGCGAAGCUCGUGGACGUGGUGUCUUUGCCGGGGUCCAAACUGAACGGCAAGGAGCGCGCGAAGGCGCUGCGGUACCUCCUCGGGUGCCUGUCGAACCAAGAGAGCAACGCGGAGGCGGUCGUGCUGAACGUCGCCGCGCCCGCGACCGCGCUGCUCGGCGACGGCAAUCCAGAGGUGCGACGGCUCGCGUGCGACGUCCUGAGCGGGUGCGACGCGUUGCUUCGCUCCGGCGCGAUCGAGACGAUCGUCGCGUCGAGCCUGAAGGACGCCGACGCGGCCGCGCGCGACGCCGCCGCGGGGGUGAUCGCGUCCGCGACGAGGACGCGGCCGGGGGCGGAGGCGGCGCUGAACGCGGCGGACGGCGCCGUCGUGCCGGCGCUGCGAGACAUGAUCCUCGGCGCCGACUCGGGCGCGUUCUCCUUACACUGGUCCCCAUACGACCCCGUCCGCGUGGUGAACGCCGUUUCUUAA